UGGAGACUCGAACAGCGAUCUCGACGUGUUCGCCGAUCUGAAAAGCAAUUACUUCGGUGGCGCUCAAGUCAACAGCAGAGCAUAAUCCGGGAGAUGACGAAGCUGCUGAAGUUGCGCUCCGACUUGUUCCAGUUGGUCUUCAGUAUACCGACCGCUCGCACCCCGAUCAUCCGGUUCAUGCACGCCAGCACCGAAAUAAACUGCGAUCUGAGUUUCAUGAACGGCCUCAGCGUCGAGAACACGAAAUUCGUCAAGUUCUGUUACGAUCUGCAGCCGAUCAGCCGCGACGCCGUCCUCCUGCUGCGCUGUUUCAGCAACAUCGAAUCACUGUACGGCGAGUACAAGAUCUGCUCGUACGCCUUCAGCAUGAUGUUGCUCUUCUACAUGCAAACGAAAGGAUGGCUGCUGUCCGUCCAGCGUCUUCGCUCGCUGACGAACACCGAUGUUCAAGUAAUCGAUGGUUGGCCGAUCAUCGAUUACAACGAAUCCGUCGAAACGUUGAAGCAGAACGUCGAAGAAUACACGGGCGGCGGCGUGUACCAACUGGUGAAGGGAUUCUUCGAAUUCUACAACGAGUUCAAUUUCGAGAAGGACGUCGUGUGUCCGUUCAUGGGAGUCAUCGUGAAACGCAAGCAAUUCAACGGUGACGGCGUAAAUCUUCCGUCGGAGAUGUCCGUUUACCGGAAGAACUUGAAGGAGGGUGAGUCGUUCCGCGUCGACGACUGCUACAUGUGCGUUCAAGAUCCGUUCGAUCUUUCGCAUAAUCUGACCAAAGCCGUGAGCAGCGAUGCCGUUGCCAGUUUCAAGUUCAAAUGCCGUAACGUCCUGCAGAUGUUCAGUCAUUGAUGAACGAAGACGAAACGCUUAAUCGAAGUGUGCGUGGGACCACAGAGUGUUUUUUUUGACAUGUCUGCUUGUCGUGUUGUUAAUUUUUUUUUUUCAUACCUGUGUUUAUACAAAUGUUAAAUCAUGUGCUCUUUGUCAAUUAUAACACGUAGAUAUAUUUUU
Nicrophorus vespilloides is the source of this 1008-nucleotide messenger RNA. RefSeq names its product speckle targeted PIP5K1A-regulated poly(A) polymerase (gene mkg-p). Gene Ontology annotation, molecular function: poly(A) RNA polymerase activity. Gene Ontology annotation, biological process: mitochondrial mRNA polyadenylation; mRNA 3'-end processing. The transcript has a single exon. Lineage: Eukaryota; Metazoa; Arthropoda; Insecta; Coleoptera; Silphidae. The coding region runs from base 94 to 846 and encodes 250 amino acids. The record is from RefSeq and is a predicted model, not a curated record.